Tilletiopsis washingtonensis is the source of this 2075-nucleotide messenger RNA. RefSeq names its product ribosomal protein S5 domain 2-like protein. The coding region runs from base 183 to 1967 and encodes 594 amino acids. The transcript has 7 exons. Lineage: Eukaryota; Fungi; Basidiomycota; Exobasidiomycetes; Entylomatales. Gene Ontology annotation, molecular function: ATP binding; phosphomevalonate kinase activity. Gene Ontology annotation, biological process: ergosterol biosynthetic process; isopentenyl diphosphate biosynthetic process, mevalonate pathway. The record is from RefSeq and is a predicted model, not a curated record. Gene Ontology annotation, cellular component: peroxisome.
UGCUGGUGGUGAGCGGCCGCUCUCUGGAUCCGGCUGCUGCUUGACUCGGCGCUGCACCUGUUCCCACGCGUCCGUGCCACGUGGCUAUGUGCGGCGCUCUGCUGGCGCGCGCUGGCCUCUGACCGCGUUUCGCGCACGGGCGUCCUUUCCCGUUUCUUCCCAACACAACGCCCGCUGAAGCCAUGGCCUCUUCCGCAGCAGGCACAACGCUCGUCUCGGCGCCCGGCAAGGUCCUCGUAGCAGGCGGCUACUUGGUGCUAGACCCUGCGUACCCUGGCCUGGUGAUCGCGACCGACUCGCGCUUCUACACGCACGUCACGCCCGCCCAAGAUGCGCAAGAAGGGAGACAGCUCGUUCGUGUGCGCUCGCCGCAGUUCAUCGGCGCUCGAUGGGACUAUGUGGUCGCUGUGAAGCAAGACACGUGCUCGCUGCAGCAGACAAGCGAGACGCACGCGGCCGCCAACGCCGGCCCGAACCCGUUCAUCUCGCUCGCGGUGCUCUAUGCUCUGCGUCUGGCCGUCGAGGUGCGCGGCUCGGAGCACGUCGCUUCUGUGCUGGCGCCGCAUGGGCUCGACAUUGCCGUGCUGGCCGACAAUGACUUCUACUCGCAGCGGCAAGGGGCCAAGGCACCAUCACGCGACCAGCUGGCGGCCUUGCCGACGUUCCACGCGCAAGAGUGUGCCAUUCGCGACGUGCACAAGACGGGGCUCGGCAGCAGUGCAGCCAUGACUACCUCUCUCGUCGGUGCGCUCCUGCUUCACCUCGGCGCAGUCGGCGGCAGUAGCAGCAGCAGCAGCGAGCGGCAACUAUCGCAGGCCGACCUGGCGCUGGUGCACAACACGGCGCAGCUGGCGCACUGUGCUGCACAGGGCAAAGUCGGCAGCGGCUUUGAUGUCAGCUCGGCGGUGUGGGGAAGUCACCUGUAUCGACGCUUUGACCCGCUGGCGCUGCAGCCGCUGCUUGAUGCGGGAGAGAAGGUGGGCGUUGAGGGUGGCGAGACUUCCUCGAGCGCACCACCAGCGCUGCUGCCACAUCUCUCGCCCUCCAACGCGCUGUGGCAUCCGAGUCCGCUGAGCUCCGAGGCGGGCGCAGAAGGCAGCACGAACCCGACGGCCGUCGAGGGCUUGCACAGCGCCGAUCCGCAGGGCAGCAGUGACGGAGGCCUAGGCGUUGCGCGCCCGGCGCCGCUCGAGCUGCCGCCGCGGCUCGAGAUGGUGCUGGCCGACGUCGACACGGGCAGCAACACACCAAGUCUUGUCGGCAAGGUCAUGGCGUGGCGCAAGGCCAAGCCCGAGUGGGCCGCACAGCUGUACGCCGUCAUUGCUGCGUCUAACAGCUCGCUGGCAGACGCCCUGCUUGCGUUGCGAUUGGCCCAUGCGCAAGAUCCACAGGCGUACGAUGAGGCUGUGGAGAAUGCUGCCAAGCAUAAAGUCACCGAGUGGGAUUCCAUGCAGCGCGGCUCGUCGCCAAGCACCACCCUCGUGCUACUCAUCGAGGUGCGCAACGCUCUGCGCUCUAUCCGCGCCGGCAUGCGCGAGCUCGGCCAGCGCGCCGGCGCGCCCGUCGAGCCAGACGAGAUGGGCCGAGUGAUCCGCGCCAGCGUCGACGGCGCUCCGGGAGUGCUUGGCGGAGGCGUGCCUGGAGCCGGUGGCUUUGAUGCGCUCUACCUCCUCUACCUGCGUCCGGCAUCGGUGCCCGACUCGCAGCCGGCGCCCGCUCGCGUGGCCGUCGAGGCAGUCUGGGCCGACUGGACAGAGCUGUCCAUCGGUCCGCUGCUGAGCACAGCGGGCGGCUCAGCCGGCGUGGCUUCGAGCGCCGAGCAGCUCGACAGCGCCGCAGCACCCGCACAGCAGCACCCUGACCUGCCGCGAUUGCCGAGCAGCUCAACUCGCGACGGUGGCCUGCGCGUGGAGUCCGUGCAGGACGUCAAGGGUCUGCAAGCCGCUCUUGAUCGUCCGCAGCGCUGAAGCUCCGCGGCUUUUGACGGCCCUCGCCGCCGGGGACGAGGCCCUUGACGGGCGCCGCCAGAAUCUGUGCGGAAAUCGGCAGCACAGCACUUCUCGAAGAGGGCAGUG